UUAUGGCUAUUUUGAGACUUGGACUACCCCUACCCUGCCAGUAUUGCUGGCCGCGAGAUGGCCAGACCAAUUGUGAUAAAGGACCCCGGGAUUGUGUACAAAUGAUGGGUCUGACGGACGCGUCCAUAAAUAAUAUUCGGGAAAAUCGCGUUUACUCCUGUACAGUACGAAUUUUAGGGAUACAAUUAGAAGGCAUCACAGUGAGAAACCGCCAAGGGACUGAAUGUAAAUGUAAGUUAAGUCAUCUUUUAUCAAAACCUUUAAACAUGUAUUAUGGAAGGAAAAAGAAGUGUUUCAUGAAAUUUAUACAACAUUGAAUUUGAAUCAAUAUCCUUUGUUAUUUACACCCAUAUUUGUAAUUGUUACUGUUGCUUUCAUCCAUAUUAUUUGUAAUUGUUACUGUUGCUAUUUAACACUGAGGGGUAAAAAAGAAUUAUCUAAGAGAUCGGGUUUGAAAUGCAUAUGUGAAAUAUGUGUUUUGAUAUGGUCCCUGUCAAAAAUGUUACUCGCGUGAAACGUUUACCGGAAGUAAACAUUGGAAUGGAAUUUUCAUUUAUACUUGUAGAUGAUCAAGUGACGAAGACCGAACAAACCUCUGCAGUGAUAAAUCAAGGUAAAACAGCUCAGGCAGUUGCCACAACAAGGUCGACAACUUUACUGCCAAAGGAAUCUGUGGACACAACAAAUCCUGCAUUGACUCAAGCAGGUGAAACAGUUGAAGGGACAGUAACGGUGAGGGAAAAUCCGGGUGACUUAUCUGGGGUCACAACAACAAGUCCUGCUUUGACUCGAGGUGAAACGGCUAAAGGGAGAGUUAUGUCAGUUGCAAUGGUGAGGUUGACUACCUUGUUGACUUCUACUUCAAAACAACAACAACAGGGAAAUCAGGGUGACUUGUCUGUGGUUACAACAAGUCCUGCUUUGACUCGAGGUGUACGUACUGGUGAUGAUGAUGAUGAUAAUGUCUUUGGUGAUUCUGAAACUAAAGGUUUCUUUGCCUGAGCUACUGUUACAACAAUAGCAAUUAUUGUUAUUGUUGUCAAACGAUUGUUGCUUGACAAAAUCAGAUGUAGAUGUAGAGGACACGUCCUACCACCGCCGCCACCACAAAUACCUGCGCCACAAGAUUUCCCUAAUGCAAUGAGGAUGAACACACUAAACACCCCCCCCCCCCUUCACAGGCCGCAACCCCAAGCACUAUGGCAUUUUCUACCCCAGACACAAGCACUUCCAUGUCGACAAGGCCACUCAUAACCCCCGAGCAUGAACCAAUAGCUAGUCGCACGAGGUCUAAGACCCCUAGAAAACUUAGUUUGUAAAUACAUGUAUAACACUUUUUCGACUCAGCUUUCCAUCGUAAAUACUUUUAAUAGAAAGUGUUUUACAUUUUGACAAUAAAUGUGUUUCUAUAGUAGGUAGAAUUUUUGUGGAUUAAACAUUUUAUGUAAAUAUGAAACGAGUAAUUUUGAGUUGGGUAAGAUGUUUUUUAUAACUCAAGGUUGUAAUGUCAUUUAAGUAAUGAUGUGGGGUUUUUUUUGUUUUUUUUUUUUAUUGUUUACUGGGUAACUUUUAAUCCUUGAUGACUUGUAUGGAUUUUAUGGUGUUCUUGCUUAACUUUUUUCUCAAUGUAUAGUGAUCAUUGAACAUCUUUUGUCUAUUUGCUAAAUCCUUUGUCAAAAAGCCACUGUAUUUUACCAUGGUGACAUUUCUUUUAAA
Molecule: messenger RNA, 1716 nt
Organism: Saccostrea cuccullata (small rock oyster)
Lineage: Eukaryota; Metazoa; Mollusca; Bivalvia; Ostreida; Ostreidae
Exons: 6
Coding region: 472-1002 (176 amino acids)
Source: RefSeq, a predicted model, not a curated record